Messenger RNA from Aspergillus candidus, 3092 nucleotides. RefSeq names its product 6-phosphofructo-2-kinase PFK26. The transcript is spliced from 2 exons. Gene Ontology annotation, biological process: fructose metabolic process; fructose 2,6-bisphosphate metabolic process. The record is from RefSeq and is a predicted model, not a curated record. The coding region runs from base 523 to 2655 and encodes 710 amino acids. Gene Ontology annotation, molecular function: 6-phosphofructo-2-kinase activity; ATP binding. NCBI's taxonomy places the organism in Eukaryota, Fungi, Ascomycota, Eurotiomycetes, Eurotiales, Aspergillaceae. Gene Ontology annotation, cellular component: cytosol.
UUGAUUGUCUCGCCUCCUCGCCUCUCCCUUGGGCAUCACGUUGUUUGUUGACUCGACCACCACUGUUGACUUCGGUUUGUGUGGUGUUUUCCUGUUUCUUAUUUAUACCCCCUGGAAAAGAAGCCAUUAUCUCAUUGUGAUCUCAAUCCUUUGAACCGAAUUGGGGUUGGAUUGAGUAAGCUCCGUUCACAGCCAGUUUUUGGUGUUGGAGCUUGAACUUGAGUCAUCCCGCCGUCCCGCCGUGGAUCUUUGGAUCUUUUCUCGUCAUUUUCUUUCCCCUCCCUUGUUUUCUCCCUUCCUCUUCUUCCUUUCAACGUUCUGAAACCGACCUCGAUCAAUAUUACCGUUAGACAGUCGUUGCUGAAAGUCCGGAAUUCCUGCUUUCUGCUUAUACCCUGACGGUCGACACAUCAUUUGUUUACUUUUUUUUUUUUUUCAAAGUUCUUGCUGCUUCUGUGCAGGAACUCGUUCCAACUCAUCCCUCUUACGUCGUUGCUGCAGUGCUGCGCCACCCAAUUGGGGAUGGCUCAACAUAGCAACAUCGCUCGGACUGCAAUCAUGUCGAAUGCUACCAAUCCCAGUUCUUCUCAUGAUUCCUCUUCCGCUACCUCCAAUGGGGUGCCUCCGACCGGAAAGCCUAGGCCGGAUGGGGCCCACGACUCCUCGCUGAUGCCCCCGUCCAAGACCGUGGCUGGUCGAGCGCUAGGGAACGAGCUGCAUUCCGAAAGCCUCAAACCCCCGUCGGCGGACGAUGGCGUGGGGAUCGCCUUGACGGAUACUCCGGUUUCUACCGCUCCGUCGUCUCCGCAGAUUAAUGCCAGCAAUCAGGCCUCCACGCCGGGCUCGGGCCGUCUGCGUGCCACCACGCUGGACAUCCCAGGUCUCACCAAAUCCAAAGUAUCUCCCGAUGGCCGUAUCGCCCAGCGGGAUCUCGGCUCGAAGUUGGUGGUUGUAAUGGUCGGUCUGCCCGCGCGCGGCAAGAGUUACGUCACCAAGAAGCUGGCCCGCUAUCUCAACUGGCUGCAACACGAUACCGAGAUCUUCAACGUCGGUGAACGGCGUCGCGUGGCGGCCGGCAAGUCCCCCACUCCGGCCAAGCCGCGCGACCACCGGAAAAGCUCCGUGCACAAGGAUCUCAUCGAUUCCGUGCGUCGCCUGAGUGUGAGCGUCAACAGUAAGAAUCGCACGCCGUCCCGCCGCCAGACCUCUCCGCCCGAGAUCGAUCCACAACGCGCCUCGAUUCCCUUCGCCCAGGCGAAGAUCCUGGUCAACGGCAAAGAGGCCGAAGUUGAAGAAGAAGCCGUCUCCGCGGAGCCUAGCAACAUCCUGCCGCCGACGGGCGGGGCAGCUCCCGAGCGCGUGGAGAGCCCAGAAGGCACGGAUGGUCCUCCCGAGCCCAUCGAGCAGUCCGCCGAUUUCUUCGACCCCAACAACCAGGAUGCCGUGCGGGUGCGGGAGUUGGUGGCCCUCGACACGCUGGACGAGCUCUUGGACUACGUCAUGGAUCAGGGCGGCAGCGUGGGCAUCCUGGAUGCCACCAACAGCACCAUGGAGCGUCGCAAGGCGAUCGUCGAUCACAUUCGGGAGCGCGCAGGUUCCGAGCUGAACAUCCUCUUCCUCGAGAGCAGCUGCGUGGAUCCAGAGCUGCUGGAGGGGAACAUGCGCUUGAAGCUGUCGGGUCCCGACUACCGAGACAAGGACCCGGUCAAGGCCCUGGAAGACUUCAAGAAGCGUGUCCAACUGUACGAGAAGUCGUACGUGCCGCUCGGCGAAUACGAGGAGCGCCACAAUAUGGCGUAUAUCCAGAUGAUCGACGUGGGCCGCAAGGUCGUCUCGCAUCAGACCCACGGCUUCCUCUCGUCCCAGAUCGUCUACUACCUGCUGAACUUCAACCUCUCGCCGCGUCUGCUCUGGAUCACCCGGCACGGGGAGAGUAAGGAUAACCAGGCUGGUCGCAUCGGUGGCGACUCCGAGAUGAGCGAGAACGGCCAUCGGUAUGGAAGGGCGCUGAGUCGCUUCAUCGACUACAAACGCAAGGAAUGGGAGUCCCACCAACGGCAAAAGGAAGCCAUGCAGCAAUUUCCCCCGCGCCCCGGCGACAGCACGCCCCCUAAUCCGUCCUACAUCCCGCGCGAUCAGCCUCGCAAUUUCUGCGUCUGGUCGUCGAUGUUGAAGCGGUCGAUCCAGACGGUGGAUUACUUCAACGAGGAAGACUACGACGUCAAGCAGAUGAAGAUGCUCGACGAGCUCUACGCCGGCAAGAUGGAGGAUAUGACGUACGACGAGAUCCGCGAGAAGUACCCGGAGGAGUACGCGGCGCGGAAGAAGAACAAGCUCUUCUACCGGUAUCCCGGCCCCGGCGGCGAGGGAUACCUGGACGUCAUCAACCGAUUGCGGGCGGUGAUCAUCGAGGUGGAGCGCACGACGGACCACGUGCUCCUCGUCACUCACCGGUCGUGUUCCCGUGUGCUGCUGGCGUACUUCCUGGGCCUGAAGCGCGACGAGGUGGCCGACUUGGAAGUGCCGUUGGGUAUGCUGUACAUGUUGGAGCCGAAACCGUAUGGAGUGGAAUUCCGCGCCUACCGCUACAAUCCUGACAAGGACUGGUUUGACCAUAUCCCGGGCUUCACGCUUCGCCAGUCGAGUACUUAUUAACCGGAUCCCCAUCUCCCAGUCCCUUGUGUUUGUAAUGACUGUUAAUGACCUGAUGUGUUCUUUAUUGUUCUCGUGGUCUGGCGUCAUUGCCGGAUGGACCUACCUCGCGAUGACAACCCAGCGUGUCUUUCUUCCUUUCUCUUGCUUUCUUCCUUUCUCGCUUCAUUUAUUUUCUGUCUUUUUGGGGGUUAUCUGUACGGUCGCGUGUCUUGAUCUUGCAUUUUACCGGCGUUCCCCGAGAUUUGUACGCUGUUUGGAGGUUCCGUGGGAUAUGAUCUCGUCCAGUCUUGGGCAUGCCCUCAAAUGUUGCAAGGGCGAAUAACACGAGAGCGAUUCCCACCGUCAGCAAAAGACAAGUGAUUGUAUACUUAGUUUAGGUUAGGUCAAGUCAAAUUACUUAGGGUUCGCUAGAAUCAAUCCAACCCCAUCACAGCUCC